This is a messenger RNA of Brassica rapa (field mustard), 5441 nucleotides long. Its product is annotated as protein SUPPRESSOR OF npr1-1, CONSTITUTIVE 1. Gene Ontology annotation, biological process: signal transduction; defense response. NCBI's taxonomy places the organism in Eukaryota, Viridiplantae, Streptophyta, Magnoliopsida, Brassicales, Brassicaceae. Gene Ontology annotation, molecular function: ADP binding. The record is from RefSeq and is a predicted model, not a curated record.
AGCUUCGUUAUAUUUUGAUCCCAUGAUAAAAGGAACAACAGGACACGGAGACACCAUUUUGAUCCUUCGUCUCCACAACUUAUAAAGUUGUUAAGUUGAAGGAGAACUUUUCAAGAAUGAGAAGCCUUAUACGACUCCAAGUCCAGAGCCUGAAGAUGUUUAUAAAUUCUUCUUUUGCAGGAGGCUAAGCGCUCUGUUCAAAGAUGUAAAUAGAUAUCUUCCAAUCAGAAAAGCCACAAAUUAAUCGAAGAUGAAGAGGAGAAAAAACGAGAUACAAACUCCCAAUGCACAGUCUGGUGCCGCUGUCGCUUCCAUGCCAUCAUAAAAUGAGUUCAGAUCAGUGUACUCGUGGAGGACAAUUUCAGCACCCCGUAAGAGAGCUGCCGUUGAUGCCUUCUGCUACUAAUUAUGAUAGCUCUUUGGUACAGCAAACUCAGAUUCUGUGCAAAUCCUCGGGAAAUAGCAAAGCUACUCGGAAGGUUAACUGCGUUCGAACUAUACAUCAGAAGGAUCAGUCAAAACAGAACACACUUCCAGAUUUUGAUUCUUACACUAUUAGGACGAAGGCUCAGGUCCAUAUCCUGGUGCUCAGAAACACUAUGUUAAUAAUGAAAUCAGAAUGCUGGAGCGUUUCCGAGUAUGAAAACGCUGUCUCAAGAACGGAUAUUCCGAAUGCAUUAUCCUUGAGCAUGACAAGCAUGAUUUUUUGAAGAGAUAAAUAGACGUGUAUGGCUAUUGCUGCAUGUAUAAAGCUUUGUCAGGUCUUCAUAAGCAGGGUGUUCUUCAUAGGGAUGUUAAGCCAGGAAACCUUCUUUUUCUCUAGGAAGAGUAGUAAAGGCUAUUUCAUUGACUUUAACUUCGCCAUGGUUAGCCAUUCUCUUAUCAAUAUUUUUUUUCUAGCAAAGGUUACUGGUUAGUGUUUCUUACGAUACAACGUGAGGCACUGUAAAGCUGGAGCUAACAAAACGUUUGUAUUCAUAGUUCGAAUUAUGUUCCCACCCACCGAUAUUAAUAUCCGUCUUGCAUUAGUGGCUUAACUAGGAUUUGCACCAGAAGUACAGGAGAGCCGGCAAAUAAAAAGUAGCUUCAGAUCUACCAACCGCCAGCAAGAAAUGACCAGUAAAUAGUUUUAAAUUUUGCAGUCAAUAUUUUAAAAUUUGACCCCACAACAACAACCACGCAUUGCAUGACAUGCAAAUUUUGUUUUUACUCAUAUAAAUUAUAUUUUGUGACAGAAAAAAAAAUCAAUUAUAGUAGAUUAAGCAAACAAAGAAAUGGAAUUAAAAAUGUUUUGUACAUGUAGAAUAAGUCUUCUUUCAAAGUCUUCUUUGAAUAAUAUGCGGAGUUUCUCUGUGUGCAUCUCAACGUUCAGAGUGACUUCUCAUAUAACUUUGACUUUUGGUAUCUUUUCUCUAUGGCUUCUUCUUCUUGCAGCCGGAGAUACGACGUUUUCCCUAGCUUCAGUGGAGAAGAUGUUCGCAAAUCAUUCCUCAGCCAUCUUCUCAAGGAACUCGACCGCAAGUCAAUCAUUACAUUCAUAGAUCAUGGGAUCAAGAGAAGCCGCCCUAUCGGCCCUGAGCUUUUGUCUGCGAUAAGAGAAUCGAGGAUCUCAGACAUAGUCUUCUCUAAAAGUUAUGCUUCAUCCAGCUGGUGCUUGAAUGAGUUGGUGGAAAUCCACAAGUGCUAUAUGGAGGUGGAUCAGACGGUGAUUCCUAUUUUCUACGGCGUUGAUCCUUCUGAUGUUAGAAAACAGACAGGAGAGUUUGGAAAGGCCUUUGGAGAGACAAGCAAGGGCACAACAGAGGAUGAGAAACAAAGGUGGAUGCGAGCUCUAGCUGAGGUAGCAAAUAUGGCCGGAGAGGAUCUUCAAAACUGGUGUAACGAAGCCAACUUGAUUGAUAAGAUAGCCGACAAUGUUUCGAAUAAACUUAUUACACCAUCGAAUUAUUUUGGUGAUUUCGUUGGGGUCGAAGCUCAUUUAGAGGCAAUGAAUCAAUUGUUGUGCAUUGAAUCUGAGGAAGCUAGAAUGGUGGGGAUUGUAGGGCCUUCAGGGAUUGGUAAGACUACCAUAGCAAGAGCUCUUUUCAGUCAACUCUCUAGCCGAUUCCACUAUCGGGCUUUCUUAGCUUAUAGGAGAACCAUCCAAGAUGACUAUGGCAUGAAGUUGUGUUGGGAAGAACGGUUUCUCUCAGAAAUUCUGUGUCAAAAGGAAUUAAAGAUAUGCUAUUUAGGUGUGGUGAAGCAAAGGUUAAAACUCAAGAAAGUUCUUAUUUUUCUUGACGAUGUUGAUGACGUAGAGCUACUCAAGACCUUGGUAGGACGAACUAAAUGGUUUGGAUCAGGGAGCAGAAUUAUUGUCAUAUCUCAAGAUAGGCAACUUCUCAAGGCUCAUGAUAUUGACCUUGUUUAUAAGGUGGAGUUCCCAUCUGAAGAUGUUGCUCUCAAAAUGCUUUGUCGAUCUGCUUUCGGGCAAAACUCUCCACCUAAUGGUUUCAUGGAACUCGCAGUUGAAGUUGCAAAGCUUGCCGGUAAUCUUCCUUUGGGUCUCAAUGUCUUGGGUUCGUCUUUACGAGGAAGGGGCAAAGAUGAGUGGAUGAAGAUGAUGCCUAGGCUUCGAAAUUAUUUGGACGGUAAAGUUGAGAAAACAUUAAGAGUCAGCUACGAUAGGUUAGAUGGCAAAGACCAAGAGUUAUUUCUCUUCAUUGCAUUUGCACGUUUAUUCAAUGGUGUGCAAGUCAGUUACAUAAAAGACUUGCUCGGAGAUAGUGUUAACACUGGGCUUAAAACGUUGGCUGAUAAGUCCCUCAUACGUAUAACAUCGAAUGAAACUAUAGAGAUGCAUAACUUGCUACAUAAGUUGGCUAGAGAAAUUUUCCGUGCAGAGUCCAUAAACAAUCCUGGAAAACGCCGGUUUCUGGUGGAUGUUGAGGACAUUCGCGAUGUAUUUACAGAUAAAACCGGCACGGAAACUGUUCUAGGACUAUAUUUCAACGCAUUAAAACUCGAGGAACCAUUUUCAAUGGAUGAAAAAUCGUUUGAAGGCAUGUGUAAUCUCCAGUUUCUCAUAGUCAGAGACUAUGUUGGUUACUGGGUUCCACAGGGAAAAUUGCAUCUACCUCAAGGCCUCUUUUAUUUACCCCGUAAACUCAGAUUGCUCAGGUGGGAUGGUUAUCCAUCCAAGUGCUUGCCUUCUAAUUUUAAGGCAGAGUAUCUUGUUGAACUCAGAAUGAAGAAUAGUUCGCUUGAGAAGCUGUGGGAAGGAACUUUGCCACUUGGAAGACUCAAGAAGUUGAUUAUGAGUUGGUCCACGUACUUAAAAGAACUUCCGGAUCUCUCUAAUGCCAAAAGCCUCGAGGAAGUAUAUCUUGAUAGAUGCACAUCUCUGGUGACAUUUCCUUCCUCGAUUCAGAAUCUCCAUAAACUGAGGGAGUUGGAUUUGGAAGGGUGCACAGAGCUAGAAAGUUUUCCAACUCUUAUCAACUUGAAAUCUCUCGAGUACCUCAAUCUCAGAGAAUGCUCCCGGUUGAGAAAUUUCCCUCAGAUAUAUAUAAACAGUUCUCAAGGAUUUAGCCUCGAAGUAGAAGGCUGUUUCUGGAACAAUAAUCUCUGUGGACUCGAUUAUCUCGGCUGCAUUAUGAGAUGUAUUCCCUGUAAAUUUCGCCCAGAACAGCUCAUCGGUCUCACAGUGAAAAGCAACAUGCUUGAGAGGCUAUGGGAAGGCGUCCAGUGUCUUGGAAGUCUCGAAAUGAUGGAUGUGUCAAGCUGUGAAAACCUUACAGAGAUUCCAGAUCUUUCAAUGGCCCCCAAUCUCAUGUAUUUGAGACUCAACAAUUGCAAAAGUUUGGUGACUGUUCCUUCUACAAUUGGGAGUCUCUGUAAACUGGUGGGGUUGGAAAUGAAAGAAUGCACAAUGUUGGAGGUUCUUCCAACUGAUGUCAACUUGUCAUCUCUCAGAACACUCUAUCUCAGUGGGUGCUCAAGGUUGAGAAGUUUUCCUCAGAUUUCAAGGAGCAUUGCAAGUCUAUAUCUAAAUGACACCGCCAUUGAAGAAGUUCCCUGCUGCAUAGAGAAUUUCUGGAGGCUCUCUGAACUAUCGAUGUCUGGUUGCAAGAGGUUGAAAAAUAUAUCUCCGAACUUUUUCAGAUUGAGAAGUCUUCAUCUAGUAGACUUUUCAGAUUGUGGAGAAGUCAUCACGGUACUGAGUGAUGCCAGCAUCAAGGCAAAAAUGUCAAUAGAGGAUCACUUUUCUCUUAUACCAUUAUUUGAAAACACUGAAGAGCGUUACAAAGAUGGAGCGGAUAUAGACUGGGCCGGUGUUUCAAGAAACUUCGAAUUUUUAAACUUCAAUAAUUGCUUUAAACUAGAUAGAGAUGCGCGGGAACUCAUCAUACGAUCAUACAUGAAGCCUACGGUCUUACCAGGUGGAGAAGUGCCUACGUAUUUCACGCAUCGAGCUUCUGGGAAUUCUCUAGCUGUUACUUUACCUCAGAGCUCUCUUUCUCAAGACUUCUUGGGAUUUAAGGCUUGCAUCGCUGUUGAACCUCCAAACAAAGCCGAAACUCCUUAUGUACAAAUGGGGUUGCGCUGGUACUUUAGAGGCAGAAGCAGUGUGCAUCAUUUUACGGUUUACCACCACUCAUUUAAGAUGGAUGAGGAUCAUUUGCUUAUGUUCCACUUUGGUUUCCCUCUAGAAGAAGUCAAUUAUACUUCAUCUGAACUAGACUAUAUCCAUGUGGAGUUUGAAUAUUGCUACCACAAGUAUGCUUGUUCUGACAUAUAUGGGCCUGACAGCCACACGCAACCUUGUCUCAUGUCGCUCAAGAUGAUAAAAGGGUGCGGUUUACGGCUCUUGAAUCUCUCCGGAUCUCCAUAUGGUGCUGUUAGAAUCUCUGAAACAGAGUACAGCCAGCAGUCUGGAGAAAGUGACAGAGAGAGUGGAAGAAGCAAUAAGCGAAUGCGGAUGAUGGUAAGAACAUCUGAAGAACCUUCCAGCUUACUAUGUGGAAAAACAGGAGCGAACACAAGAUUGAUGACUCCAAAUUUGGAGCUUUCAUUAGGGCAGGGUGAAACUUCCACUCAGAUGUCGUUGAGAAGUCUGAUACCAUCGUCCUCAGAUUCGUCGAGCAGGUUUCAUGGAGAUGGAGCAUUCUUGCGUCAUUCCCUUUCUCCUUCUGAGCCAUGUUUCAGCGGAGAAGCUUUUAAUCCCAUGAUAACAGAACAACAAGACACAGAUACACACUUUGUGGAUCAGUCGUCGUCUCCUCAGCUUAUUACAUUUUUAAGGUGAUGGAGGACUUUUCCAGAACCAAAACCAUACUACUUCGCCUGAGAAUGUUUAUAGUAUCUUUAAAUUCACAAGUUAAGAACAAAAAGUGUUGGAACUAGUUUUAAAUAGCAAGACCCUCCUCAUCAGUAACAUCUGGAUCACUGAGAACCUUAAA